AUUGCUCCGGGUCCAUUACCGAGAAUCCCCAAACCUAGUCCGCCGCUGCGUGGCCCCUCUCCCCAUGCAAAGCAGACCCCCGAAGAAGCCAUGCCAGGCUGAGGGACAGACGCCGGGGCUCGAAGCUCCGGGCAGAUUCAGAAAGAGGCGUCGCUGCAGAAAGGACGCAUCACAGUUUUCAGAUCUUAAUGUGGCCGAGGUUUUACAACUCCCGACCCGGCGCAGAAAGGAAAUCCCACCAUGUUCCCCGGAGUCGAGAAAACGGUGAACAGCUUUCGGCCUGCGCUCGACCUCUGCGUCUGCGUCUCUCUCGCCUCGGCUUCCCUUAUUUUUUAAACCACCACCACACUCCUUCCCCCGCCACUUCCUUCCCCCACCCCCUUCCUCCGUUGCACCAGCAGCAGAGUCGCACGCAGCAAAUACUCCUUCAAGAAUUUUACCUACCUACAGUUCAAGCAGUUACUGGGAUGUCCUGACUAAUCGAAGAUGCUGCCGCGCGCGUGGGUCGCUCUGCGCAAGGGCCUCUUCGAAAACCCGACUAGGCGCAACUCAGCGUUCAGCAGGGCCGGGAGCGCCAGGUCGUCCCCGGGGCCCGGGCCCCAUGACUCCUGCCCCAAAGCCCACUCCACCCGACCUCCCUUUCCUGAGGCUGUUCCCAGUUGCUGCUUUGGGUCGCUCCGGAGCUCAAGAACUCGGGUUGCCUGCCGCCCCACUCUCCACGCACAUACUUGGUUUUCUUCUUAGGGGCAUUGGCAGGUAGACUUUGAGGAAGAAAAGUAAAGGAUCGAACAGCUCAGCCCUCCCUCCCGACCGUGGAUGCCCGGAGUCGACCAACACCUCAGGUCCGGGUGCGGAGGCCGCGGGCGCCCCUGCGCGACCGUCCGCGCCCGGCAAGAGCCGCGCGGCUUUCGCCUUUGCUGGUCCCGCGCCACCGCUGGGGCGGGCUGCGAAAGGGUUGGGAAGAGCAAAGGGUUUUUUUGUUUUGUUUUGAGACGCAGAAGCCCUUUAAAAAGCCCGGCGAGGAGAGGUCCAGAAGUAGAGAAAGCAGACGGAGGCAAGCUGUGCCCGCGGGGCAAAGGGACAGUAGAAGGGGCGGGCGCCCGGGUUCCCCGGAAAACCCUCGGCCCCAAGGAAUCUCCUGGGGCGGGAGAGCGCGGUUCUAAAACCGAGAGGAUAGGAAGGGGAAGGGGGAGUUGUGUUUCAAUUUCGGAUUCACCAGGAUUCAUCUCUAGUCACAUUUUUCUUCUCAAAUUUUUAAAUCGAAAAGAUAAAAGCCAAAAGAACUUUCAUCCCCAGAGCUUUUUAUUGGGGGAAAGGAAUGUAACUCGGGGUGGUUGUCCUUCACUUCCCUACUCGAAUCUUCUCCUAAUGCCGAAAUGUGUUUACAGGUAGCCUCAGUUUACCAAGUAUGUAUCUUUUGGGGGUUUAACCUCUCACAAAGCCUUCAACUCACAAACCGCGAUCCUUGGAAACCAUCCUCCAAAGCAGUGCUUGGAGGCCUCUAAGGCCCCCGGACCAACUCCCGCUGGAAGAAGCCUGCAGGGACUCGGGAAUCACGGGAACCUUUCCCGUCGGUUCCGGGCCUGGAGGGCCAGGAAGAGCCGCGCGUCCGCCUUUCGUCCCGCCAGGAACUCCCCAUAGGACACGACACCGCAGGAACAAGCGUCCUGGGAGCCCCUGGGAUCUUGGCUGUCGUCUCUAGGGACCCUACACCGUGAAAUGAUAGAGGCGAGGUUCCUUGGGUUCCGCAAGUCGACGAAAAUAGCUCGUGGAGAAGGCGCGUCCUGCAACUGCAGUUCGCAAGCUCUCAGGGCGCCCCGCCAGCUGGGGGCCAGAUUGGGUGACACUCCCCUCGACGCAGCCUCCGGAGCGGCGCGCACUCUCCAGAGGCCAGCAGGACUGCGCUCUCUACCGCAGAACCUGCUCCAGCUAGGUGUUCUCUCCCCAUCUCGCCGUCGCUCUGCCCCCUCACUCUCUCUGGACCUCAGAGCCGGUUCUCUCCUUCCUCCUCCCGCGCUUUCCGUCCGGGGAUCGCAACCUCCAGCCCGUGGGCAACGCGUUCAGCCCAAGACCCCACAGUUUUUCCCAACGACCCCCCUACCAAGGGCUUCUCUUGUUUCUGCUCUCCUGCCCCGCACUUCCCAAAGUGUGUGGGAACAGUGUAACCUGAACAAGAACGUAGUGUCUAUAGGAUGAGUGACACUUGGAAGCAGAGGCAGAGUGCUACAUGGACACCUGACUGUACCAAAUGGUUAUUGUGUUUUCUCAAUCAGACGCCAAUUGCGGAAUACCAGCUGAUAUUCUACCCUCAACUCAUGCUAAAAGCUUUCUAGUCUUUCUCAAGGAAACCUGUCCAAAGGGAUAUGUGAUCCCAGGAAUUAUUAUUGUAUAAGUAAUACUUGGAUGUUUUUACUAAUAGUUCACACAUUUCACAGCCCUUUGGUGGAGAGCCUUUUUCGUUAAUGUUCUGUUCAAGAAUAAUUGCAUAGUAUUUAUAAUCCUCUCAGGGAUUAAGUAUAGAUGUAAUACACAACUCAAAGAUGCUUGUUGAUGUUCACUUUGUAAAAAUUCAUCAAGUUGUAUACUUGAUAUUUGUGCACUUUCUGUGUUACAUAUUUUUUAAUUAAAUACUUAUAGAAACUA
Molecule: messenger RNA, 2643 nt
Organism: Homo sapiens (human)
Lineage: Eukaryota; Metazoa; Chordata; Mammalia; Primates; Hominidae
Exons: 2
Coding region: 1720-2196 (158 amino acids)
Source: RefSeq, a predicted model, not a curated record